GAAUCCCAAUUCCAAUCAACAAAAAACAUAUCAAAAGUAGAAAAUGGAGACCGUGGUCAUUGUAAAACCCUCUACGUGGAAAUUGUAUUUAACGGAAUCCCAAUUCCAAUCACCUUAAUGAUCCAUUUCUCUAAUAACUCUUCAUUCAAUUUCCCAAUCAAUUCACUGACAGAAACCCAAAAAAAUCAAAACUUAUACGAAAAUUUUAUUAUAAAAUUGUAUACAUAAUAACAUUUGUGUAUAAAAGGAUCAUUUGUAAAAUGGGUCAGGCAUUUCGUCGAGCAACUGGAAGGAUCGGAAGUUCUUCUGUCGAUGCAGCUUCAUCGCAACUGAAGAAACCUAUCGACCGGAGACCCCCUCCGGUGAAUAAAACUCCUGCCGAUAAUGUUGGUCCAGUUGCCGAGAGCAGCCCAAAGGUUGCUGUUAAAAACACCCUGGAAGAGAGAGAUCCCAAGUUCAAUGCAAUGCUUAAUCAAAUGGUUGGUAGAAUUCAAGCCAAGCCUGGUGGAAAGCUAGAGAUGGGUGAGGCAACAGUGGUGGAGAAGUAUGAUAGACCCUUGCCUAAGCUAAGGAAUACAACAUCACAGUCUAGCAGAUAUGAGGAAAGGCCUGCUCCUGCAGGUACGCUGAAUGUGGCACAGAUAAGAGAAAUUAUACUCCUGCAUCAAGGCAGAUCCGAUGAUCAUAAAGGGCCUAUGGAUAUCAAUGGAAUUGCUGAGCGGUUUCGAGUUGAUGCUGCCCAGGUUCAGAGGAUUCUCCAGUUUGUAUCUUUGCCUCCAGAAGACACUAGUAAAAAGAGGAACACAUAAGUGUGUAUCAUAUUUUAUUGUCAUGGAUAGUUCAAAGAAAGAGUGAGUUCACGCUUCCCCUGAGAUUCCCCUUUAUGCAUCAAUUUUGCAGCUGUUACGUUCAUAUGUUGUAAUAAGGAUCUACCAUCAUGGUCCUGGUGAAAAAAUGAAUACAGUAGUCAUGUUAACUUUAGAUACUGAUCCUAAUGAUGUUUGUUUUACCAGAAGAGAACCUUUUUUUUUUAUCUUUCA
Messenger RNA from Solanum dulcamara, 1040 nucleotides. RefSeq lists its product as uncharacterized. The record is from RefSeq and is a predicted model, not a curated record. The transcript has 3 exons. Lineage: Eukaryota; Viridiplantae; Streptophyta; Magnoliopsida; Solanales; Solanaceae. Bases 261 to 809 code for a protein of 182 amino acids.